This is a messenger RNA of Lepidothrix coronata (blue-crowned manakin), 3068 nucleotides long. RefSeq names its product spondin 2 (gene SPON2). Gene Ontology annotation, cellular component: extracellular matrix. NCBI's taxonomy places the organism in Eukaryota, Metazoa, Chordata, Aves, Passeriformes, Pipridae. The coding region runs from base 134 to 1297 and encodes 387 amino acids. Gene Ontology annotation, biological process: cell adhesion. The record is from RefSeq and is a predicted model, not a curated record. The transcript is spliced from 6 exons.
UAUGAAUCCAAGGUACUUUUUAAAAGCAUUUUGUCUUUUCGGCACCCCAGUCUUCUGAUAAGGAACCUGAACCAGUUGACAGACAGGAAACCUCUGCUAGUCCUUCCAAAGAGAUUGCAAACAAGAAGAUGGCAUGAUUUUUGCAAACCUGGAAAGUCUAAAGAUUGCAAUAAUUGUUGGACCAAAGGGACCCUCUUCAGGCAUAAAUAGCAAGACUCCUACUGUCUUCUCUUGCAGACCAACUCAGCUGCCAGCAAAAGCAGGUGCUCUCCCACCACCAGUGCUCCAGAGGAAGUGGAAGGGAAUGGAAAACCUGAUGUUUGUCUACUGCUCCUGUAAAGUUAUCUGGACAGUACUUGUAACUAUACUAGGUUAUGCCAGCAGCUUGCCUGUGGGGGAUGACUCUAUUUGCACAGCAGAGGAACUUGCUAAGUACCGGAUAAUCUUCAUAGGGAAAUGGAGUCAGACUGCUUUCCCUAAGCAGUAUCCACUCUACAGGCCCCCAGCACAGUGGUCAUCCUUGCUAGGUGUUACUCAUAGUCCUGACUACAGCAUGUGGAAAAAAAAUGAAUAUGCCAGCAAUGGUGUACGUGAUUUUGCUGAAAAGGGUGAAGCAUGGGCAUUAAUGAAAGAAAUAGAAGAAGCUGGAGAGAAAAUUCAGAGCGUACAUGGAAUCUUCUCUGCUCCUGCAAUUACCAGUGGUACAGGACAAACCUCUACUGAAUUAGAAGUGCAUCCGAGACAUCCCUUAGUUUCAUUUGUUGUACGAAUUGUUCCAAGCCCUGACUGGUUUGUGGGUAUUGACAGCCUAAAUCUCUGUGAAGGAGACCGCUGGAUGGAUGAAGUGUCAGUAGAUCUAUAUCCAUAUGAUGCUGGAACUGAUAGUGGUUUCACAUUUUCCUCCCCAAACUUUGCCACUAUUCCACAGGAGACAGUUCAAGAGAUCACUUGCUCCUCUCCAAGUCACCCAGCAAACUCAUUUUAUUAUCCAAAACUCAAAAUUUUGCCACCUAUUGCUCAAGUAACAAUGGUGAAAUUAAAGAAAAGCCAGCUGGGUCUUUCUGCACCUUAUAUUAAUCUUCCAGCCAAAAGCAAUGAAAUAAUAGACUCUGUCUCAGAAACACCCCUGGACUGUGAGGUUUCUCAAUGGUCUUCCUGGGGUCUCUGCAGAGGCGUUUGCAGAGAAACAGGGACCAAGAUCAGAACUCGUUUUGUGCUUCUUCAGCCUGCCAAUAAUGGAAUGCCUUGUCCAAACCUGGAUGAAGAGACACCAUGUGAACCAGAAAACUGUGUCUGAAAUAAAGAAAAGAUAAUAACUUAGAUAAUUUAAUAGUAGGAUAAGUUUAAAUCUAAACUACAUGUCAAUCAGUGUUCUUUAGAAUUUGGAUAUGCUGCACUAUUUUGAUGAAAAGGUGUAUAAGAGUGGUUUUGAAAGUUUCUAUUUAAUGUCAAGAUUUUAGGGGGUUAAAUUUCUAAGGUUUAGUAUGACAACAGUACUCGAUCACUUACAGACCAAAAACCCCCAAAUAAAUCCUUCCUACAAUACACUGUAAAUUCUUGGAGUACCCUCUAGUGGCAGAAAAGAAGACAUUUGGAAACAUUGUACUUCACAUGAAUAAAAAUCAAUCACAUCUAAACUAAUAGCCUUCUUAAAUACUGUAAUUUGAUUAUCUACAGAUAUUUAUACCUAGAAAUUAAUUUUUUCAUCUAAAUUAUGUUUUUAUAAUUUAUUGGCAUUUUUCUUGUCUUUCUAAAUAUGCUUAACGCGCAUUUCUUCAGAAACUACUUACAUAAGUCAGAGUGACCAGGUGUUUGCAGCGUGGUUAAGACAAUAGUGGAAGUGAGUAAACUUGUCUUGAGACUUAUGAAUAUAUGAAAAUGUCUUUUUCUUUUUUUUUUUCCUCAAAAGCGAGAAGAAAAACUGCCAUGAGGACACUCAGCCAACAAAAUUACUAGAAAAAUAUAGAAGUGUGGAUACUACUAGAAAACUUCUGAACUGAAUUAAAUGUGUUAGUUGAGAUUCAAAACCUGAUUGUUGGUGUGUGUCACUCAUGAGACAACUAUCUCAAAAUAAAUGCUGUUGACCAUAACAUAAAUUAUAUCAUUACCUUUAUAUAUGCAGUAAAUAUUGUCCAUGUUUCUUUAAAUGUGUUGCUGCUAUUUAUUUGCUCUUUUUCCACUUUUUACAGAGAAAGUUUAGCAAUUUUUAAUAGUAUCUAACAUUCAGGUAUACACAAUGAUAACAAAACACAACAUGUCAGAAAAUGUUCCUGACUGCAAGCUUUAAUGCUCGAAUAACUGUUAUAAAAUUAAUGUAACGUAUGGCUUAUGAAGAGUUGUGGCUACUAACCAGGAAAAGGAUUUUGGAAUAAUACUUACUCAACAGAAAGUCUGCAGUCAGCUCACAAAACUUUUACAGCACACUGCAAUUUUACAAAUAUACAGUGCAGAUAUUGAACAGGAGAGUUGAUUUGAGAAGGUUCUUUUAGGAAUAUGCCAAAUACAGGAAAAUUUCUCAUGUCCUUAAAGGAGCACACUGUAUUCUCCAUAGGGCUGAAACAUUCAAAAGGUUCUCUGUAUUUCUUUCCAGGAGAUAAAUCUUGCAAAGACCCGAAUAAAUUUGAAACUUUAUCAGACUAGAAUUAGUUGUUCCUCCAAAUGCUGUUAAACACAGUUUUUAGAGCUCAUUGUAGGAAUCUCUACAUCUCUUAUUCUUCAGACUCCCACUCUUGCCCAUUGUUCAAAACUGUUUCACUUACUCUUUUUAUCAUGUCUGGUUGGUUUUUUUCCAGGUUCCCCUGUUUCCACUCUAUAAUGGGAAUAGUGUAACUACACUAUUUUGUGUUUAGUUAACUAUCAAUAUUUUUCUUUCUUCUUUUUAUAGUAAUGUUAAUCAUUCUGUGUUUUCCGUUACACUUAUCUACUAUAUUUUUACAGAUUUACCAUCAUCUCAGAAAACCUAUGCAUACAUCGAAGUAUAUAUUUAAAUACUCUCUGAAGACAGGAACUAAUUUCAAAUUUAUUGAUUGCUGAGUGACAAAUUAGGCUUAAUAAAGGCUUUGGGCAGA